AACGAGACCGCAGCGCGCUCGCAGUCACUGCGAGACGGGCGCCUCGCUCGGUUCGUUACGCUACGUUACGUUGCGUCCCGCGUCACGCUGCGUUGCGUUACGUUACAUAGACUGGCUCUUGAUAACACAACGCUACAUUAGUUUACACCUAUACGCGUGUGACAGACACACCCAACACGUGCGCAGCAACGCGUCGUGUGUCAAUAAAAGUUGCGGGCGAUCGUAGCGCGCGCGGUCACGCGGUCCCCUGCUACAUGAAUCGUUCCACGUGCUACGUCGACGACAACAACAGCGGCGACGACGGUGACGGCGAAGAGGAAGAAGAAGAAGAGGAGGAGGAAGAAACUGAAGAAGAAACGGUAGAAAAAAAAUCACAAGGAAUAAGAAAAACAAAAGAAAAUCACGUACGUGGAAGUGACAAAAGCAGCGGAGGCAGUGGUGGUGGUAGUAGAGUGGUGGUGCGACGUCGCCGAUUCUUGUCAAAGUUUUCACAGUUGAACGUCGCGCCAUCGGUAGCGCACGCGCUCUAGCGCCAAUCAGCUCCGCGGAAGCUCCGCAUAAUUGAAACCAAAUAACGAACAAACAAAAGCAAGAAAAUUACCGAAUAAAAUAGGAGCUCUCGAGAAGGGUAAAGAAGAGCGAGAGGAGAAAACGCUUCGACGCAUUGAUGCGCCUCAUCAGUUAUGGAUAAUCCUACAGGAAGCGGUGGAGGCGCUCGGGAUUCCCAGAGAUUUGCAAACCUCGGGUACAGCAUGGGGAUGUUGAGCGGCGACACCGGCAACGAACUUUACGCAACUCACACCGCGCAUCCGCCGCAGUCGCAGCCACCGCAAGGCAGCCGCGGCAUGUCGGCAUCUCUCGCUUCGCUCAAUUCCCACGGAGGCGGUGGGGGCGGCAGCGGAGGCGGAGGCCGAGGGGGCGGAGGAGGGGGAGGCGGCAUGCUGUCAGGAGGCGCGUCAGCGUGCAGCAUGCCUCGCUCGGCGCACAAGAGAACCUCGUCCGACAUGUGCUACGAUCAUCAGGACUCGAUCGUAACGGGUCGCUCGAUGACGACGUCUCAGGGUGGUCCUGGGGGAGGCGGAGGCGGUGGUAUCAACGUGAUCAACGUUAGUGGUGGUGACUGUGUCCCGGACAAUUUGGACGACACUUUUGCGUCGCUUAGCCAACCGAAAAAAUCACCCCCGUCUAACGGGAAGAAAACCAAGGGGCGUGUCAAAAUUAAGAUGGAAUAUAUCGACAAUAAGUUGCGACGUUAUACCACGUUCUCGAAACGAAAAACUGGAAUUAUGAAAAAGGCCUAUGAACUGUCAACUCUGACGGGAACUCAGGUGAUGUUACUAGUGGCCAGCGAGACGGGCCAUGUCUAUACAUUUGCGACGAGAAAGUUGCAGCCGAUGAUAACUAGCGAGGCUGGUAAAGCUCUGAUUCAGACCUGCCUGAACAGCCCGGAUCCUCCAUCCUCCGGAUCGACAGGGGACCAGCGGAUGUCUGCUACCGGCUUCGAGGAGACUGAACUGACCUACAACAUUGCUGAUGAGGAGCAGAAAGACGACAUCGCUUCACCGAGAUCCGACGUUUGCGGAAACGACAGCGAUGUGGAUUCGAGCGACGGGGAAUCCCCUGGGGUUGCCAAGGAGCAGGGCAAGAAUCAUGCUGGUAGCAUGUCGCCCUUUGCAUCCGGAAUGAUUUAUCCGAUGCCUCAGAAUGUCGUCUACUCUCCGAGCCCCGGCGUUCUCCUUAGUAUCGGGCAAAAUGGACAACCGGUUCAAAUACCCCAGGAUGCAGGCGUUUCGUCAACGGGCUCUGUACAGAACAGUCAACAGUUCAUCACAAUACCUUUGAGCGUCGCGAUGACAGCAGCGGGUCUCUCGGUGCCGAUAUCAUCGAAAGUUUUGUCGCUACCGGAUUCGACGUCCUCAUCGUCGCCGCAUUCUGACCUACCCUCGGAUCUCACGAAAAGUCGGAAGUGACCUUUCACCUUCAUACAAAUCAUUUAAAGAAAGAAUAAAAUAUGUUUUUUAAAAACGCCGGAAGGAGUAAUUGGGGCUCGAUAAUUAAAUACGUGUGUAAGAAUCCCUACUGGAGCGCGGAAAACAAAAAUAUACUUUCAUAAUAUACUCGUGUCAAAGCAAUUAUAUUUAUAGAUAAAUAAUAAUUUUAACUAUUAUUAUGAAUCGUACGUUUCUAACAACUAUAUACAUGUGUAUAUAUUAUAUGUAUACCGAUGUUGUGUUGGUAUUAUUGUUA
Neodiprion virginianus is the source of this 2247-nucleotide messenger RNA. RefSeq names its product serum response factor-like (gene bs). The transcript has 5 exons. The record is from RefSeq and is a predicted model, not a curated record. Gene Ontology annotation, biological process: positive regulation of transcription by RNA polymerase II. NCBI's taxonomy places the organism in Eukaryota, Metazoa, Arthropoda, Insecta, Hymenoptera, Diprionidae. Gene Ontology annotation, molecular function: DNA-binding transcription factor activity, RNA polymerase II-specific; RNA polymerase II cis-regulatory region sequence-specific DNA binding; protein dimerization activity. Bases 684 to 1970 code for a protein of 428 amino acids.